CAGAUCAACCCAAAUGACCAAGGGUACGUACCAAUUAGCCAGCUCUCGCCAUCAUCGCCGUGCUCGUCGGAUUGUGCCAACAGCUGCUGCCGCCGCCAUGGCACCAGGAGGACCGCUGCCGGAGUGUUGUUCGAGGAAAAAAAGACUGCCGCCGGCCCUCCUCCAGGAGCUCGUAGAAGAGAUCCUGCUCCGCAUCCCGCCCGACGACCCGGCCACCCUCCUCCGUGCCUCCCUCGUCUGCAAGUCGUGGUGCAAGGCCGUCUCCAACGGCUGGUUCCGGCGCACCUUGCACCAGCUCCAUCCAUCCCCUACCGCGCUCGGGCUUCUUCACGACUGGCACGACGAGGCCAUCCCUACCUUCAUCCCCGCCACCGCGUCGCCAUUCUCCCUCGCCGUCCCGGACCGCUUGCUCUGGCGGGCCGUCGACUGCCGCCACGGCCGCGCCCUCUUCCUCUCCAAACCUAAGUUCCCUGCCAAGGAGUUGCUCGUGUGGGAGCCCAUCACCGGUGACCAGCUGCGCGUCCCCUUGCCCGUGGCGUUUCAGUUCGGCCACACCACCGCAGCCGUGGUCUGCACAGCUGACGGGUGCAACCACCAUGACUGCCAUGGGGGUCCAUUCUGCGUGCUCUUCCUCUUCUCCGUAUAUAACGAAGACCCUGACGACCAGUUUAACACGUCGGCGUGCGUCUACUCGUCCGAGACUGGCGCCUGGGGCGAGCCGACCUCAAUGCGCGACACAUUCAUCGUCGACUUCGACAAUUAUUCCAGCGUGCUUGUUGGGAGGUCUUUGCUCUACUUCAUGACCGAUGGUGGGUUCAUCCUGGAGUAUGACUUGGCAAGGCAUAGGCUGGCUUGGUUCGACACACCAGACUCUUGCCACGAUAAGGGCUGGCCAACUUGCAUCCUCAUGCUGGCGGAGGACGGUGGACUGGGACUCGUCGAAGAAUUGGAUCCGCAUCUGCAACUGUGGUCAAGGGACGCGGUGGAUGCCCGAUGGGUGCCGGGCCGAAUCAUCUGCUUGCAAAGUUUGUCCCUAAAUGGUGCACCAUGUCCGGUGCAUGUCUUGGGCUUCGCGGAGGGAGCAAAUGUCAUUUUCGCGACCACGGCUGCCGGCCUCUUCGCGAUCCAAGUACGAUCAGGGAAGGCGACCAGGGUGUGCGAUGAUCAUGGAUACGGUAAGCUGAUUCCGAUCGUCGGCCUUUACACUCCUAUGCCCCGAGGCCAGCGCUCGAGAAAAUUUCCGCCGGCUUCCGGUUAUCAGCACUUGAGAAUUGGAUCAGCAACCUCCCUGGAGGAGGUUAGGGAGGGUAGCUUUGAGAGUUGCUGUUGAGUUGUAAGGUGACUGUCUUGUACUACAUGUAUGUGUGUUUCUGUUGUAACCCUAGGACCUAGCUAGUCCUAUCCUAUGGCACCUCCAUGAUCUAUGUCCCAUCGCCUCUGUAUUCACUGAAUGUUCCCCUUGAGGGCCAUGGCCUUCUAAAGAUUAAAAACAGCGUCAUA
Messenger RNA from Hordeum vulgare subsp. vulgare (domesticated barley), 1500 nucleotides. RefSeq lists its product as uncharacterized. The record is from RefSeq and is a predicted model, not a curated record. NCBI's taxonomy places the organism in Eukaryota, Viridiplantae, Streptophyta, Magnoliopsida, Poales, Poaceae. Gene Ontology annotation, molecular function: protein binding. The coding region runs from base 14 to 1330 and encodes 438 amino acids. The transcript has a single exon.